Molecule: messenger RNA, 5617 nt
Organism: Pocillopora meandrina
Lineage: Eukaryota; Metazoa; Cnidaria; Anthozoa; Scleractinia; Pocilloporidae
Source: the annotation of a GenBank genome assembly
UAAGUCUGGAAGGUCUGUGUCCAGUAGAUGGAGAGAAUGUGAAUCCAUUCUUUCAAGAUAUCUCUUGUCAGAGGGAAAUAUAUCAGCUAAUUUGUUUCUGCAACAAUCAUGAUGUUGGCUGCACAUGGAAGGAAAAGCUACAGAAUCUUGCGGUAAGUUUCUUCUUUAAAUAGAUUAAGUCAAACCUCUACCACUCUUUCAUUAUGGAAUUAGUCAUGUUUUAUGGAAGUGAAAGAACUAUCUGGAGCUGUCCUUCUUAAUCAGCUUCUGACCACCCAUUUAGGUCCCAUAUUUUCUGCACACUUUGUUGACAGUUAGGUUGUGCACAAGAUGAUUUCUGGAUGUAAAGUUGACAGUACGAGAUAGUUCAGAUUCAGUAACCUUACCUUUGCAUUAAUGGUAUUAUUUUAAUGACACACACAUCUAUACCUCCUUGUCACCUCUUACAUGUCGAUGUUAAUUGACAUUCUAGUUGAGUAUAUUUUCUUUUUCUUUAUUACUUUACAGGAACACCUAACCCAGUGUGAUUAUAGGAAACUUCCUUGUCCAAACUCAGGCUGUAACAUCCAGUUACUGGCACAAGAUCUUCAGGAGCACAUAGAAAAGAACUGUUUAUAUAAGAAGAUACCUUGUCAGUGGUGUGAAGUGCUAAUAACUGAAGCUGAACAAAAGGUGUGCUUUACAGAAAUGAAUCUUAUGCUUCAUGCAGAAUUAACUAAUGUUACCAGGGCAUAGCCAUCAUUGCAAAUCCCUUCUAGCUUGUGCAUUCAACUUGUGAAAUUUAUUUAAUUUACUCUUAAUUCUUCAUCCUCUCCAUUUUCAAUUCUUCUUCCAUUUUUCCCAUUUCUCAGCCAUCCUAAUUUCCUCCGAGAUUUAAGUACAUUUUUUUCACUUAUUUUUUAAAGCCAACUUAAUUUUAGGCUCCUUUGAGAAUAGUUUGAGAGAAACCAUGCUGUUAUCAUGUAUGGUAUUUUUGAUUAAGGUGAUUCCCUGGUUUUGCAUUGUGCACCUCUACUGCGUAUAACAUUGCAACAUCCAAGAUGGGGGCUGCUUUUAAAGGCGGUAUUGUAAAAAAAGACAACAGAGGCCGGUUUUGCAACAACAAAACACUAAAGCACAGAAAAUAUGUAUCAGAUAAAACGAAAAAUAGGUGGCCUGCUUAUAAAAAUCAAAAUUUUGAAACUUCAGUAAGCGAGACUGGAUUAUGCACAGACCACGAGACUACACAGCGGAAGUGAAUUUGUCACCUUCACCAAACAACUGCAGAAAAACAGGCAUGGUGACCCCCCAGUUUUAUUCCACGUAUUGAAAGAAAAUGCCAUCCUCCAUAAUAUAUCCAACUUUGAAGAUUUUUUCAUUUGUAGAUGUUCAAAUAUUCUUUUCGAAUAAUUGUUGCAAUGCGAUGUUAGGUGUUUUGCCUGAGGGAGGAGUACUGGUCGGCAGGUGGGCCUAUUACUUCACCACUUUGAUGUUUUUGAAAAUGUUUUAGUAGUUUACCACAACACUGUCGUGGGAUCAUAGGAGCAGAACAUUCUUUUCAAAUUCACUGGCUACUUUCUGGAAGUAGUGGGUACUUUACACUCUAGGAUAGGAUUUUCAAUUGCGGUAUCACAAGCUAACAGAGUUGUUUUUUAUCAUAGCCCAAAAACUCAAAAACUAGCAUGGUGACCCCAACUUUUUAUUUUAUAUUUUGGAUUAGCUUAGUGUAGUUAACAAUUGUGCAAAGUUAAAAAGAAAUACCAUUACACCUUCUUUUUUUAAGGAAAUCACUGUAAGGUUGUGACCAACAUCUAAUGGUAUUCUUGUCCACAUUUUGUCAGGAUCAUGAGGAGACCUGCACAAGGUUCCCACUGUCAUGUCCUGAAAGUUGUGGUGAAGUGAAUAUACCCCGUGAGUUAUUGGAUGAUCAUAUCCAGAAUCACUGUCCUUUAGCCCAGAUAGUUUGUCCAUAUAGUAUUUAUGGAUGCUCCUUUAAGGUGAGUCACGGAGACGCGUAAAAGGAACUUCAUGCUUUUAAUCUGCAUAAUAAAACUAUUUUGUGGGGAAAAGGUAGUACUUUUGCUUGUACUUUUUAAGUCAGGUUUAGUUUCACCACAAACGUGAACCUACAGGGCCAGUUAUUUAAACAAAGUUUAGACGUUAUUUAACCAAACCGUGUUCUAAUCUAUCUUGAAUUUAAAUGAAUCUUGUGAAGAGUUUGAAACAGUAAAAGGAAAUUUAUUUAAUGAAAACAGCUCUCUAAUAGUGGAAAGUAAGGCCCAUUGCUGCGUAAAACUGCGGUUUGGGUCAGACCUCGUGUAAUGGACCAGCCCAUAGCGUUUGAAAAGCUCAUUAAGUGUUGAAAAGAAAAACAAGACCUUAAAAGGAUUUCAAUGAAAAGGAAAAUUUGGUGAACCUUCAAUUCCAUUCUGCUGAUUAGAACCCCCUGUCUUUUUUAUCAUUUAGUCUAAAGGCUAUGCAGUCUCUCUUGUACAGAGAUGUGACAGAUCAACACCUCAUCAAGAGCACAUCAGCCAUAAACGUAGGAAAUCUCUUGAAUGCUUAUGCAUUCAGUGAUUUCCGGGCACUAAGGAUUUUGAAGGGUUAUGUUAUUAACCCUUUCACUCCCAAAAUCUCAUUAGUAAUUCUCCUUACUGACUGUCAUGAAAUUCUAACGAUUUUAAUUCAGAGAAUUUGGUAUUGUAUCAACUAAAAAUCCUCUAAUUUGAUGAAAUAAAAAUUCUCAUCACAUUCAUGUGAAGAGUGCACGCAUUUACGCGUAGUGCAUGAGGGAGAUCUCAUUUAUUUAUUUUUUGGUAAUACUUAAUUGGGCUGGCCCAGUUCAGCUGCAAGGUAGUGAAAUAUUUUUACUGCACGCGCGUAACUACACGCACCGAAAGUGUGUUUAACUCACGCACAUUACACGCACUUGACGCGCGCGUGAGAGUUUGUAGUACACGCGAGCGGCACUUGACUUAUGCAUGCAUCGUCGCCCAAUUAUGAUCGAGGUUUGCCUGCGCAGGCGUAAUUUUAGCGAGCGAGUGCUCAGUAUUUUCUAACGAAAAUUAUGCCCGCCAUCUUUGGUUUUAAUGGCAGCGGAAGGCUAGGGAGAGAAAGAAAUUUGUACCAAGAGAGCGGUCGUCGGUCAAAAAUCAGGAGAGGGUUAGGGGUGGGGAAGUGAAAUGAAAAAGACAGUGCCUCUGGUUUUUAAUUUAACUCAUUUUCAUAGGGUUACCUGCCCUUUUUACGGAAAUGCAGUGAAGCGCAACUAAUCAAGGGUUGUUUGGCAAUAUAACAGCCUCUUUGGGCAGGUGUCUUUUCGCCCUUCCCCCUCCCCCUACCCCCACCGUCCACUCUAACUCCAAAUCAAACGUGGCCAAGCGGAUAAACGAUCGCGAGCGUAUAACGUUAGCUCGCACUUAUAAGACGCCUGCACUGUAGGCUAGAACGAGGUAUUAUUUGUUUGAUGAUCUUGGAAUGAAAGAAUUCUGUUGAAUAUGAAAAUUACUAUUCUUAUGUUUUUUUUUCCUUCUUUUUUUUUUUUUUUUUUUUUUUUCUUGAUUGCAUCUAAGGGCCCCAGAAACGCCGUGGAAGAGCAUUGUUCACAGCAGACCAAAGAACACCUGGACUUUACGGCUAAAAGUUUUACUAGAUAUAAUGAAAAACUUUCAGAGAUGGAAAAAACAACUAGGACUUUAACAACGGAGAAGCUUAGUCUACAGACACAGCUUGACGAUCAAAGGGAAGCUCUAGCUAAUGCUGUGCGCGACAUGCGUGUUAUUACUACUAAAGUUGAUCAUAUUGAUCGGACCUUAUCCGAUCACAAGAACAGCUUGAGUGGAAUUCAGCAGAAGCUCGUCAGUUUAUCCAAUUUACCGUCCAUAGAACAGGUGUCGGCGCAGCUGGAGGAAUUUAGACAGGCAAUCCGAGAACAUGAAGUUUUAAUUACAAGCUUAAAACGGGAAGCGACAAGGGCUGUGGAUAACAGUAGGGUGGCAGCAGGGGCUGAGCACGGUGCUGCAGGGUCCAGUUCAUCGAGGCUCGAUAGACACGAGCAUCAGCUAGCAUUGCAUGAUAUCAAUCUCGCCGAACAAGAUAUUAAAAUUCAAAUGCUUGAGGCCACAUCCUAUGAAGGAAUGUAUAUUUGGAAAAUUGAUGUUUGGCCGAAAAGACUUCAAGAGGCGAAGAGCGGCAGGACGCCUUCCAUAUACAGUCCUCCGUUUUAUGUAGGUCGGUUUGGAUACAAAGUUUGUGCGAGAGCUUAUCCGAAUGGUGAUGGCAUUGGUAAAGACGAGUACAUGUCUCUGUUUUUUGUAGUUAUGAAAGGUGAAUACGACGCCUUAUUACCUUGGCCAUUUCACCAUAAGGUGACCUUCAGGCUGUUGGAUCAGGGGGGUUCAGCGGAUGUUACAGAUUCAUUCCGUCCUGAUCCUAAUAGUUCCAGUUUCAAGAAACCUACAUCAGAUAUGAACAUUGCGUCAGGCUGCCCGACCUUUGUAUCACAUCGCACCUUACGGACCCGGGGAUAUGCUCGGGAUGAUACGUUAUUUAUUAAGGUAACAGUAGACACGGGAGGUCAAGUUUACUGAAGACUAUGUCGUCUUUAAAUAGAUGUUCAUAUCAUCGUGAUCGACGCGUGAUACGAAAGGGCUAUCGGUAAUUAAAUGGCUACAAUUUCCAGUGAACCUCUGAAAAGCGAAAUAAUGGAAUGACAUCUGGAAAACGUGUUUCUAGAGAACAUUAUAAUAACUCGACAUGUAAUAAAUACUGUACAUUGUAGUCGCACUUUCGUCGCACUGUGGCGAAGACGUUUUAAAGACAGGAGGAAAAAUGAAACGUACAUGUUUCUCAUGAAUAAUCGAUGAUUGAUCAAAGAAUAAGAUUUCUCUCUCUUCCUCCCUCGAGAAUGUACCCUGGUUGCGGCUGGUUACGUCAUCAUGCAGAAUCUCCCAGAAUUUGGCAAAUUUCUGAAAGGAAACUAGUCGAGGGGGUCACUGGUAAAGUUUUGUCACCACUAGCUUAACAUGAAAGGCGAGAAUUUCUUGAUAAUGAAUAAUUUUUGCAUCGGAUCGACCUAUUUUAUCAUGCACGUAGUAGCAUUUAUGUGAUUUCAGUUUUCAUCACUUACACGUUGUGAAUCUUGAGAGUCAGUUUUGUAGAAAUAGAAGUACACGAAAUCGUCGUUUAUCGUUACGUUAUCUCAUAAAUUUGAGUUCUCAUUUUUUUAUGCGAGUUUCGAUGCAUAUAAAUAGUAUUUGUUCGCUAUUUUCUCGAUCUUAUUUGGAAUUUAUUCGCACCCUUAAUUUUAGUUCGCAUUGUUUUCCUUUAUUUACUUUCCACUGAAUCAUUAGGCAUAAGUCGUGGGACCAUGUUUGAAGUCGCUUGUGUACUUUCUUUGUUCGAGCGAUUCGGCCUCUUCCUCCCCAAACAGAGCUGAUUGGACCCGUCUCUAAGGCUUGAAGUCUGGUCGUAUAUAAAGGCAUUUGACGGGAAGGAACAACUGUCACCAACGACUUUCAAAGAUGUGUUUGAACACAUGGAGCCCGAGCUAUCUAUGAGAGGUUACUUAGUACUAUAUAGCUUUGUGUAUCCGCUCUGUGACUUUGUAAAUAAUAACGCAAAUAAAAUUUAACCUGCA